Molecule: messenger RNA, 3841 nt
Organism: Salvia miltiorrhiza (redroot sage)
Lineage: Eukaryota; Viridiplantae; Streptophyta; Magnoliopsida; Lamiales; Lamiaceae
Product: pentatricopeptide repeat-containing protein At1g62670, mitochondrial-like
Exons: 2
Coding region: 243-3599 (1118 amino acids)
Molecular function (GO): protein binding
Source: RefSeq, a predicted model, not a curated record
AGCUACUUUAGGAAAAUAACAUCAUAAAUUAUAAAGUACAGAAUGAAAUGCGUUUUCCUCUCUUCAAAUGCGAUUACUCUUUGAACGGCUGAGAUUGGCUCAAAUAUAACCAGAUCUACUUUACCCUUCUUCCCCAGCUAGCACUUCCAAUUCCCCAAAUCUCGUUUUUCACCUUUCUUCUCACAAAACCCAAUUCUUCAGCUUUUAAUUUCAGUGGUCACAACUACGAAACUAUCCCAAGAAUGAGGUCUAACCACGCCGCCAUGUUUCUCGGUAGAAUCUUGUCGAAUUCUUCAUCUAAAUUCUCCACUUUUGAUAAUGCCACCCACCAAAUUAGAUGCUUCUCCUCCUAUCCCAGAUUCGAUUUUGAAUGUAUACGUGAGCCCAAUGAUGCCGUCGCUCUAUUUCGGGAUAUGAUGAGAACGGAGCCGCUUCCUUCUGUUAUUCUUUUCACGAAAUUGCUGAGUGCUGUGGUCAAGCUGAAACAAUACUCUGCUGCACUUCAUCUGUUCGAAAAAAUGCUUCAAAGGGAUGCUCCUGUAAAUCACUACACGUUGAAUAUUGCGAUUGAUUGCUAUUGCCGACUCAAAAGGCCUGAUUUUGGGUUUGCCAUCUUAGGCAGUUUUUUCAAGCGUGGGUUCGAGCCUACUGUGGUAACCUUCAACACUCUCGUGAAAAGCCUUCUGUUUGUUGGAAGGAUCCCAGAGGCAGCUAAAUUGUUGGGGAAGCUGUCGGCCUACCAACUGUGUGAGCCCGAUGAGUAUACAUAUAAUACUAUAAUUAAUGGGUUAUGCAAAGCUGGAGAUAUUCUACAGGCGAUUGAUUUGCUCUGCUCAUUGGAAAAAGGAAAAGGGAGCUGCAAACCCAAUGUCUAUGCUUACAGUGCAGUCAUUGAUGGUCUAUGCAAGGAAGGAAAGGUGGACGAUGCUCUCCAACUCUUCUCCUCUUUGGGUGAUAAGGGGAUUUCACCCAAUGUUGUGACAUAUAAUUCAAUAAUUGAGGGGUUAUGCAAUAGGAGAAGAAUGGACAAGGCUGAACACGUUUUGAAGAAGAUGAUAGCUGAUAUGGUCUGCCCAGAUGUGUGGACGUGUAAUAUCUUUGUGGAUGCUUGGUGCAGAGAUGGAAAGGUGGAAGAUGCCGAGCAUAUGUUGAUAUCUAUGAAGGAGAUUGAUGUUCAACCCGACAUUGUCACAUACAACGCAUUGAUGAAUGGAUAUUGUAUGCUAGGAAAACUGGACGAAGCUGAACGCGUUUUCCAAUUGGCACUGAGCUCUGGAAUGAAGCCCGAUAUCAUAAGCUACAAUAGCUUGAUGAACGGGUAUUGCAAAGAGGGGCGAGUCGAUGAAGUUUCACAUCUUUUUACCAUAAUUCCCGCUCAAAGAUUAAAGCACGAUGUGGUUUGUUAUACCAUAAUGCUAGAGGCCUUAUUUCGUGAAGGCAAAUGCGAAGAUGGCUUGAAGCUGUUCAAAGAAAUGGAAGCUCUACAACUGUUUCCGGAUAUAAGGACUUAUAAUAUCUUGUUGGAUGGUCUAUGCAGUGCUCAUCGUAUCAGUGAAGCAUUUUCUGUGUUGCAUACCAUGGAAGAUAAAGGCAUCGUUCCAAACAUAGUAAUAUAUAGUAUCCUCAUGGAGGGAUUGUGCAACGACAACAAAGUCAGAGAAGCAAAAGAUCUGUUCGACAAGCUUCCAUCCAAAGGUUUGCAGCCUGAAGUCAUAACAUAUAAUAUUCUCAUUGGUGCACUUGGUGAAAGAGGGCAGAUAAAGGAGGCUAAAGAUCUGUUCCAUGAGCUUCCAUCCAAAGGUUUGCAGCCUGACACCAGAACAUAUAAUAUUCUCAUUGGUGCACUUUGCAAAGAAGGGCAGAUAGAGGAGGCUAAAGAUCUGUUCCAUGAGCUCCCAUCCAAAGGUUUGCAGCCUGACGUCAUAACAUAUAAUAUUCUCAUUGGUGCACUUGGUGAAAGAGGGCAGAUAAAGGAGGCUAAAAAUCUGUUCCAUGAGCUUCCAUCCAAAGGUUUGCAGCCUGACACCAGAACAUAUAAUAUUCUCAUUGGUGCACUUUGCAAAGAAGGGCAGAUAGAGGAGGCUAAAGAUCUGUUCCAUGAGCUCCCAUCCAAAGGUUUGCAGCCUGACGUCAUAACAUAUAAUAUUCUCAUUGGUGCACUUGGUGAAAGAGGGCAGAUAAAGGAGGCUAAAGAUCUGUUACAUGAGCUUCCAUCCAAAGGUUUGCAGCCUGACGUCAUAACAUAUAAUAUUCUCAUUGGUGCACUUGGUGAAAGUGGGCAGAUAAAGGAGGCUAAAAAUCUGUUCCAUGAGCUUCCAUCCAAAGGUUUGCAGCCUGACACCAGAACAUAUAAUAUUCUCAUUGGUGCACUUUGCAAAGAAGGGCAGAUAGAGGAGGCUAAAGAUCUGUUCCAUGAGCUCCCAUCCAAAGGUUUGCAGCCUGACGUCAUAACAUAUAAUAUUCUCAUUGGUGCACUUGGUGAAAGAGGGCAGAUAAAGGAGGCUAAAGAUCUGUUACAUGAGCUUCCAUCCAAAGGUUUGCAGCCUGACGUCAUAACAUAUAAUAUUCUCAUUGGUGCACUUGGUGAAAGAGGGCAGAUAAAGGAGGCUAAAAAUCUGUUCCAUGAGCUUCCAUCCAAAGGUUUGCAGCCUGACACCAGAACAUAUAAUAUUCUCAUUGGUGCACUUUGCAAAGAAGGGCAGAUAGAGGAGGCUAAAGAUCUGUUCCAUGAGCUCCCAUCCAAAGGUUUGCAGCCUGACGUCAUAACAUAUAAUAUUCUCAUUGGUGCACUUGGUGAAAGAGGGCAGAUAAAGGAGGCUAAAGAUCUGUUCCAUGAGCUUCCAUCCAAAGGUUUGCAGUCUGACACCAGAACAUAUAAUAUUCUCAUUGGUGCACUUUGCAAAGAAGGGCACAUAGAGAAGGCUAAAGAUCUGUUCCAUGAGCUCCCAUCCAAAGGUUUGCAGCCUGACGUUAUAACAUAUAAUAUUCUCAUUGGUGCACUUGGUGAAAGAGGGCUGAUAAAGGAGGCUAAAGAUCUGUUCCAUGAGCUCCCAUCCAAAGGUUUGCAGCCUGACACCAGAACAUAUAAUAUUCUCAUUGGUGCACUUUGCAAAGAAGGGCAGAUAGAGGAGACUAAAGAUCUGUUCCAUGAGCUCCCAUCCAAAGGUUUGCAGCCUGACGUCAUAACAUAUAAUAUUCUCAUUGGUGCACUUGGUGAAAGAGGGCAGAUAAAGGAGGCUAAAGAUCUGUUCCAUGAGCUUCCAUCCAAAGGUUUGCAGCCGGACGUCAUAACUUAUACAAUCCUUAUCGAUGCACUUUGUGAGGAAGGGCAGAUAGAGGAGGCUAAGGAUUUGAUGACGCAAAUGGUAAGCAACAGUUGCUUGCCUAAUAGUGUAACAUACAAUGUUUUUGUUCGAGGUCUUCUCAAAAUGAACAAGAUGCUUGAUGCAAUGCCAGUGUUGGAAGAGAUGGAUUCAAGAGGAUGCACACUUGACAAAACUGCAUAUUCGAUGUUAAUUGAAGCUGUGAAAUGGGAAGUUGUAGGCACUGUUGGUGGGAUUGUUUACUUGGAUUGGGAGUUGCUCAGCUAUGCACCUUGACUUGCAACUUCUGCAUCCAUUGUAUGUGCAAAUUGUAGCUACAUUUAAUUUAGUUUCACAAUGUAAGAAUUAUGUAUAUGAAUUCUUGAUUGAAAUCAAAAUCUGAGGUUCAUUGUCAUCAUUGAAAACUGAGCUUGAAAAUAAUAUGCAAUUAGUUUUUGGGUAGAAAACAAGAAACAUAGAAAAAGCAUCACCUUGAACAAGAACUGCAGCAUGAAACAGUAGGAAUAGGAACAAGUGAU